AUGAAAAACGUACUUCUCAUUGGUGCUUGCGGCGCCCUCGGUCGUGCCGUUGCGAAUGCCUUCGUCAAAAGUGAAUGGGCGAUCAUCAGCAUAGAUCAAGUCGGCGCCGUCAAGCAGGGCGAUGACUGCCAUACUGUCAACCCUGCAAGCUCCAUCGAGGAGCUGCAGCUGGCCUAUCUCUCUGCAGUUGCCGGACUCAAGGUAGACGCCGUGAUCAACGUCGCCGGCGGUUGGGCCGGCGGAUCCAUAGCGGACCCCAGCACCGCUGCAUCAGCAGAGCUGAUGCUAAGGCAAUCGCUCUUCUCCUCUAUAGCCGCGGCGCAUCUGUUCAGCACGCAGGGUGGAAAGGGUGGGCUUCUUCUUCUUACUGGAGCAGCAGCUGCUGUGGGUCCCACGCCCAGCAUGAUCGGAUAUGGCACAGCCAAGUCUGCAGUGCAUUUUCUCUGCCAGUCUGUCGCAGCGAACUCAUUAGCGCUGCCAUCAGAUGCAAGUGUCCUGGCCAUCCUUCCCAUGACCCUUGACACUUCUGGAAACAGAGCGGCGAUGCCCCACGCUGACCGCUCCACGUGGACAUCGCUCGAGGACGUGGCUCGGCAAAUCGUGGAGUGGAGCAAUGGAAGUCAUCGUCCUCCGAGCGGAUCGCUCGUCAAGAUCGUUACCGAAAACUCGAAGACACGUUUCAUCUUGUAG
This is a messenger RNA of Leishmania braziliensis MHOM/BR/75/M2904, 690 nucleotides long. RefSeq names its product quinonoid dihydropteridine reductase. The record is from RefSeq and is a predicted model, not a curated record. Gene Ontology annotation, cellular component: cytoplasm. Gene Ontology annotation, biological process: tetrahydrobiopterin biosynthetic process; L-phenylalanine catabolic process. Lineage: Eukaryota; Euglenozoa; Kinetoplastea; Trypanosomatida; Trypanosomatidae. The coding region runs from base 1 to 690 and encodes 229 amino acids. Gene Ontology annotation, molecular function: NADPH binding; 6,7-dihydropteridine reductase activity; NADH binding. The transcript has a single exon.